AUGCCCGCGGAAUCUAUUUACCCUCUGGCCACAGUGAUCCAAACCUACCUCUCCCGUGUCGCCGGCACCAUUGUCUCACUCGAACCGUCCACCCAAACCGGCAGAAGGCGAAACGACCUUAGGGUACGAGGAGGAGGAGGCGCGUUAAGGAAUGCAGACUACAGUUUGAAGGUGUACGGGUUGGAGGACAAGAGCGUGUACGUGGUGGGCAGUGGGAAGCCGGCAGGGAUGGAGUGGAUGGAUUAG
Molecule: messenger RNA, 246 nt
Organism: Cryptococcus wingfieldii CBS 7118
Lineage: Eukaryota; Fungi; Basidiomycota; Tremellomycetes; Tremellales; Cryptococcaceae
Exons: 1
Coding region: 1-246 (81 amino acids)
Source: RefSeq, a predicted model, not a curated record